Salvia hispanica is the source of this 2020-nucleotide messenger RNA. The record is from RefSeq and is a predicted model, not a curated record. Lineage: Eukaryota; Viridiplantae; Streptophyta; Magnoliopsida; Lamiales; Lamiaceae.
CCUAUCUCAAUUUCACACAGCAGCAACAAUGGUAGGAUUCGAAAUCGGUGCCGUGCCUUUCAAUCCCGAUGGCUGGGGUCCGCCGGACUCCGCCACCGCCGGACUCUCUGUCCCCAACCACCCCUCCAAUGUUCCUUUCGCCCCUUUCUCACGCUCCGAGAAAUUGGGGCGCAUCGCCGAUUGGACCCGGAACAUGAACAAUUCCGGCCGCCCCGGAUCCAAGCAGGGCGGCUAUCACGGCGCAGAUUCCGCCUUCGAUUUCUCCGGCGACGACUCCUUCGCCACCCUCGCCGCCGAUGAGGAUUCCUCCUUCCGCCUCGUCGACACAUCCGCCAAAUCGCACCACCACAACCCUAACCGCCCGAAAUUCAACCCUAGGUGGCGAUUCAACCCUAACCACGCCCGCUCGCAGCUCCCGCAGCGCCGCGACGAAGAGCAGGAGGCAAAGAAGCGAGAUGCCGAGAAGGAGCGCGCGCGCCGCGAUCGGCUGUACAACGCCAACCGCUCGCAGCCGCAGCGCCGCGAGUCAUCGGUGUUCAAGUCCUCCGUCGAUAUCCAGCCGGAAUGGAAUAUGUUGGAUCAAAUCCCCUUCUCGAGCUUCUCGAAGCUCUCCUUUUCGGUGCCUGAGCCUGAAGAUUUGUUGAUUUGCGGCAGCUUAGAGUUCUACGAUAGGUCUUACGAUCGGAUUACCCCGAAGAAUUCCCGUCCCUUGGAGCGAUUCAAGAGCCGCAAUUUCUUCAAGGUCACAACCACUGAUGAUCCUGUGAUUAGGCGUUUGGCAAAUGAGGAUAAAGCGACGGUUUUUGCUACUGAUUCAAUUUUGUCGACACUUAUGUGCGCUGCUAGAUCAGUUUACUCGUGGGAUAUUGUUGUCCAGCGCGUUGGAAACAAGCUAUUCCUUGAUAAGAGAGAUGGAUCGCAGCUUGAUUUGCUAGCCGUGCACGAGACGUCGCAGGAGCCAUUGCCUGAUACCAAGGAUGACAUCAAUUCCAUGCACUCUUUGAGCGUGGAAGCUGCUUAUAUCAACCAGAACUUCUCGCAGCAGGCUUUGAUCAGGGAUGCAAACAAGGUGACUUUCGAGGAGCCCAACCCCUUUGCUAAUGAAGGCGAGGAAGUGGCUCCGGUUGCUUAUAGGUAUAGACGGUGGAAAAUGGCCGAUGAUAUGUAUCUUGUCUCGAGAUGUGAGGUGCAGGGCGUGGUGGAUAUAAACAAUCAGAGGUCGUUCGUGACACUGAACGCAUUGAAUGAGUUUGAUCCUAAAUAUUCUGGUGUCGACUGGAGGCAGAAGCUCGAGACACAGAGGGGUGCAGUUCUGGCAACUGAGUUGAAGAACAAUGCAAAUAAGUUGGCGAAAUGGACGACUCAGGCUUUGCUGGCUGGUGCCGAUAUGAUGAAGUUGGGGUAUGUUUCCAGGGUUCACCCGAGGGAUCAUUUCAACCAUGUGAUAUUGGCUGUUGUUGGAUACAAGCCAAAGGAUUUUGCUACGCAGAUUAAUUUGAAUACUUCAAACAUGUGGGGGAUUGUUAAGAGUAUUGUUGACUUGUGUAUGAAGUUGAAGGAGGGCAAAUAUGUGCUUGUUAAGGAUCCAUCGAAGCCGCAGGUGCGGAUCUACGAUGUGCCCCAGGAUGCUUUUGAUAAUGAUUAUGUAGAGGAGCCAUUGCCGGAGGACGAGCAGGUGCAGCCUCCAGCUGAGGAUGCAGAUGGUACUGAAGCAAGUGCCACUGUUGAUGGAGCUGCCGAUGAUAAGGAGGUUGCUAAGGAAGUUGUUGCUGCUGCUUAAUGGCCCCACUCCUCCCGUUGGAACAGUGCCCGCCCACAACAAAUUAGUUUUGUUCAGCUGAAAGAAAGAGAUCUGGGAUAUUUGCGACUUCCCUUGGUUGGAGUAUUUAUUUGAUUUCUCUCUAAAACCUCGAGUACAAGAAUUUUUUUUUUUGUUGUCGGAUUCCCUGUUUUCUAAUUUUGUACCUUGUGUACCUCAGAAUUAUGUUUUUAUAUCAAUACUUGGUUGCAUUGUCUCUUC